AGGGACACCAUAUACACUCGUUUAAACCAUUCCGCUCUCGUAGCCGUGAAUCCUUACAAACCUCUACCCAUUUUUAGCGAUACUAUCGUACAAGAAUAUGUCGCCGACUACAAAGACACCUCGGGUCAAAAAAAUCAACUACCUCCGCACGCUUUUCAAAUCGCCUCUCAGGCUUAUCUACACAUGCGACGAACUGGACAAGACCAAUCCAUCAUCUUAAGUGGUGAGUCGGGUAGCGGGAAAUCGGAGACCCGUAAGCUAUUGGUCAAACAGCUGAUCGCCCUGAGCGCCCAUCAUAAAAAGGAAUCGAGAAUUCAAGCACAAGUUCCUUACUCAGAAUUUAUCCUCGAAUCUUUCGGAAAUUCAAAGACAAUAGUAAAUAAUAAUGCAUCUCGUUUCGGAAAAUAUACCGAGCUACAAUUCAGUGAACGCGGAAAAUUGAUUGGCGCAAAGACACUCGAUUAUCUUCUGGAUAAAAAUCGCGUCGCCAAUGUUCCACCAAAUGAACGAAACUUUCACGUCUUUUAUUAUUUUAUCGCCGGUGCUUCACAAGAGGAGAAAUCUCACCUUCAUCUCACCGAUGCCUCUCAAUACCGUUACCUAAACGUUCCCAAAGGAACACGAGGGCCUAGCGUCGAGGACAUUGACAACUUUAAUGAGCUGAAGCAGGCCCUGAAAUCUUUGGGUUUCCACAAAAGGCACGUGGCUCAGAUGUUUCAACUUCUGGCCGCUAUUCUACACCUGGGUAACUUACAAUUCAUGCAAGAUCCCAACAACAGAUUGAAAGACUCGGCGUUCGUGAAGAAUGUGGACGUUUUAGAUUUGGUCGCUGACUUUCUGGGCCUUGAUACUAAUUCCUUGGAAACCGUUCUCACCAACAAAACUAAAUUGAUCAAGAAGGAAGUGUGCACCAUAUUUUUGGAUGUCGAGGGUGCUUCGACGCAGCGUGAUGACCUUGUGAAAUUACUCUACUCCUUGUUGUUCAGCUGGAUUGUUGAGUACAUCAACACAAAAAUAUGUCACGAAAAUUUUGCCAGCUUCGUUGGUGUGGUGGAUCUCCUUGGAUUUCAGAAUUUGGAAACAAACUCUCUAGAUCAAUUCUGCAUCAACUUUGCGAACGAGAAGAUGCAUAAUUUUGUUUUGCGUCAAAUUUUCGAAGCUCGUCAGGAAGAGUAUAACGAAGAGAGCAUCAGCAUUCCCGAUGUUCCUUUCUUUGAUAAUACCUCGUGUCUUCAGAUGAUUGCCAAACCUUCAACUGGUUUGAUAGCCAUCAUGAACGAUCAAGUCAAUAAAGCUUCGCGUAAAACGGACCAAACCAUGUUGGAUGCCUUUAACAAGAAAUACUCUGAACACAGCUCGUUCAGACCAACAGGAAAAAGCUUAAACUCACUUCCAACUUUUGGAAUUCAACACUUCUUUGGUCAGGUGACCUAUAACUCCACCGGUUUCCUAGAAAAAAACAUCGAUAAUCUCAGUGCCGAUUUUGUCUCACUCUUUCGUGACACUGGCGGUGAAAUUGCUCCUUCCAACAACGGCUUUAUCACUGAUCUUUUCACCGAUAAAGCUGUCGCGACUGAAUCUCACCCACGCAAUGGCAACACAAUUGUCGCAGCUCAGCAAUCCGUUAAACCCAUGCGUGCACCCUCUAUGCGUCGUAAGAAGAACACACCCGCAUCCAAUGAAUCUUCGAUACCAAAGGUCACAUGCGUUGCCGCUCAAGUUGCAUCAGCUUUAAAUGAACUGUGCGAAACUCUCGAGGAGACGCAACCUUGGUAUGUUUUUUGUAUUCGACCCAAUGACACCCAGCUGCCGAAUCAAUUUGAUCAAAGGGUGGUGAACUCUCAGGUUAAAUCGUUCGGACUGCCAGAGAUUGCAAAGAGACUUCAGGUGGAAUAUGUUGUGAGCUAUCAACAUCAAGAGUUUAUUGACAGAUACGCGACCCUUUUAGAUUCAAUGGGGUUAGAACGUUACGAAGACUCAAGGGCUAAGUGCGAGGCCGUGGGUAAAGGCUUCGGUUGGGACGACGCUGAUGCUGUGAUUGGGCAGAAUAAGAUUUAUUUAAGCGAGAGAUCAUGGCGGAAGCUAGAAGACGAUCUUAGGAGCAUGGAUAGCGAUGAUAAACGACGGAAAAAAGAAAAGAAAACGGCCGUGACACCUUCAAAUGAUUAUGCGCGUAGCGAGGAUCAACUAUAUCAGACUCAGCAUUCUUCAAAUCAAGAUUUGUUGGAGAAACCUCGUCGUGCUUCUCCGCCGAGGAAUUUUGAUCAACGAUCUUUCCAUUCCGGAGACGACAAUCGUUCAAACCUUUCCGAGGACGACUAUUAUCAGGAUGAAACCUAUAGCACAUAUGACGAUAACACUUCCACAUACGGGUCCGAGGUUUAUGCGCCAUCACGUAAUAUGUUCAUGGAGAUGGAGAUGAAAAAGAUGUUACCUGAUGAGGAGGAGAUAGAGGAGGUACCCGAAGAACCCCGGGUGACCACGCCAGCUCGUAAGAAAUGGGUAUUCCUCACAUGGUUACUUACUUGGUGGAUUCCCUCUUGUUUCUUGAGCUGUUGUGGUAUGAAACGCAAAGACGUUAGAAUGGCAUGGCGUGAAAAGGUUGCACUGUGUAUUAUCAUAUUAUUUUUGUCAUGUGUGGUGAUAUUUGUCCUCGCGUUCUUGGGCUUGUUAAUUUGCCCUCGGGUGUACAUCUUUAACGACUCCGAGGUACAAUCCCACAAUAAUCAGGAUAGUCCGGACAGCACCUACGUGUCGAUUCGCGGGGAAGUUUACCUGUUGAGUUCGUUCGCUCCUCGUCACUAUCCCACCCUCGUUGAUCAAAAAUCGAUUUUGGCCUACGGUGGAACAGACGCUACCAAGCUGUUUCCUGUUCAAGUUAGCGCUCUUUGUAGCGGGACGCAAGGAUCAGUUGAUCCCUCG
Acaulospora morrowiae is the source of this 2922-nucleotide messenger RNA. NCBI's taxonomy places the organism in Eukaryota, Fungi, Glomeromycota, Glomeromycetes, Diversisporales, Acaulosporaceae. The record is from the annotation of a GenBank genome assembly.